UGUCCAGAGGAUCGUGUAACAAUGCAUUGCGAUCUCACAAGAAAUGUUUGGGUUAACCAACGUUUUUCAUACCUUCACGACAAAAUGACCAUGAGAUGCCUCCAGCGGAUGCACGAACGUGUUGAACCGACCUAUUGCCGUCAGUCCAGCUUCGACAUGUCGCCCUGCAAUCUAGAGACUGGCAAGCGUGAGAUUAUCCAUACCACCUACACUAUGGAACACUGCCAUUGUCGGCGCCAAGAACGUCGAAUUCUGCGGCCCUGUGGUUGUCAUCUGCCGAAUUCUAGGCUUCUACCGUCCGGCAAUUCUCUCAAUAAGGCUGUAGGUCCAGCAGAGACAAAGAUGAAUUGUGACGCUGAAAAGGGAGUUCUGAUCGCCAGGAAUAUUAGUUGGACAUGGAACGACGAGGCCGAUCGGUGUGUCGCCACUAGGGAAGUAACGGUGCAGCCAGUUGGUAGGUUCUGA
This is a messenger RNA of Protopolystoma xenopodis, 465 nucleotides long. NCBI's taxonomy places the organism in Eukaryota, Metazoa, Platyhelminthes, Monogenea, Polystomatidea, Polystomatidae. The record is from the annotation of a GenBank genome assembly.